CAUAUGCGAGAGGUCGCUGAGCGAAGGCAGCAGCUGGAACUAGAACAUGAGCAGGCACUGGCUAUCCUCAAGUUUAAACAGGAUGAGAUCAAACGGCUACAGCGGGCUGAGUUUUUUGCCAAGAGGGAGCAUGAGGGGGUGGUACAGUUGCUGGAGACUACUCUGGACUGCAUGCAGUCUAAGGUGCGUGAGUUGGAGGAUAAAUGUCGCAGCCAGAGUGAACAGUUCGGCCUGCUCAGCCAUGAGCUGGAGACCUUCCGACUGCAGGCCGGCAAACUGGACCUGGCUGGCUCCGCACUCCUCACUAACCAUGCCCUCUGCCAUCUGACCAACGGUGUGGGCCUCGCUGGGGAUGUGGCGGCAACUCUCCAGAUGGGGGCCACCCCUCACGCUGCGGGUCUCACACGCUCCCCCACCACCAAGCACCGUGAGCUGCCCACCAUCAGCCUGACCAAGUCCUCCAGCUCCCCCAAGUCUGUCUCUGACACCACCCACCUCUCCCCAAAGUCAGCCGAGUCCCACCACAGCCCCCAUCACAGCCCACGCAGGACCAGCCCCACGCCACACGAGGUUGACACAGCCAGUGAAGUGGAGGAGUUGGACAUUGAUGUGUCCCCAGCACCUUACACCACUCUCAGAGGAGCCGCCAAGCUACAGGUCUUCAUCGGCAGAUACAGCUAUAACCCCUAUGAUGGUCCAAAUGAUAACCCAGAGGUGGAGCUGCCACUCACCGCUGGGGAGUACAUCUAUGUUUAUGGCGGUAUGGAUGACGACGGCUUCUAUGAAGGUGAGCUGAUGGACGGGCGGAGAGGGCUGGUCCCCUCCAACUUUGUGGAGCGCGUCUCAGAUGAUGACAUGAUGAGCGCCCAUGUUCCAGAGGGCACGGACAUAUCCCACAACUCCUUGCUGGACAGCAGCCUGCACAGGGAGCAGGUCCCGGCCCCCUCGGACCCCUCCUUCCGACCCCUCCUCUCCCCAGCCCCCCUCACCAACGGCCUGGACCUAGACCUGGAGGUGGGGGUGGACACUGUGCCUUACCCGCGCAAGCUCACCCUCAUCAAGCAGCUGGCCAAGAGCAUCAUCAUUGGCUGGGAUGGGCCGCUGGUGCCAGCGGGCUGGGGCAAUGUGUGGAGCUACAAUGUGUACGUGGACCAGGAGCUGAGGCUCAACGUGCCCUUCGGCUCUCAGACUAAAGCUGUCCUAGAGAGACUAGACGUCAAUCUCAAGGCCUAUCGAGUGUCUGUGCAGAGCCUGACUGAGCGCGGCAGCUCGGACCAGCUCCGUUGCUCCAUGCUGGUGGGCAGGGACGUAUGUGUGGCGCCCACCCAGCUCAGAGUCGACCGUGUCACCGCCACCUCGGCCAGCCUGUCGUGGCUGCCCAGCAACAGUAACUAUGUGCACAUUGUGUCCUUGAACGAGGAGGAGAUGGAGCUGGUGAAGGCUGGCAGCUACUCGCUGUGCCUCAGUAACCUUUCCCCCAGCCUGCACUACACGGUCAAGGUGGAGGCUCGGCCACACCAAACCCCCUGGGAGCUUCCCCAGGAGAGGCGGGAACACAAGACCGCCACCACUACCUUUACCAUGCUGGCCGCAGGUCCCCCUGAUGCUCCUCUGGAUGUGCAGCUGGAGCAGGGGCCCUCCCCGGGAAUCGCCCUUAUCAGCUGGCUGCCUGUCACCAUCGAUGCUGCUGGGACCUCCAACGGAGUCCGCGUCACCGGAUACACCAUCUACGCUGACAAGAAAAAGGUGUUGGAGGUGUCAUCCCCUACGGCAGGCAGUGCCCUAAUGGGCCCGUCUCAAAUCCAGUCCCUUAUGACGGCCCACCAACUCACCGUGCGCACCAUGUCCGCCCACGGGGAGUCCACCGACUCUGUGCCAGUCAACGUGCCCGCCAAGCUAGCCGCCAUCAUGACGGACCAGGCCUCGGCUACCUCCGCCCCAUGCUCCUCGUCACCCCCCGUUCACCAGUCACCACCCUACCAGUCACCCCCUGUCCACCAGUCACCCCCCUUCCUGUCUUCAUCACCACCCAUACAGCCCCAAUCCCCGUCCUAUGGGAACUCAGCUGCCAAAGUCUCCACGCUACCCUACGCCACGGCCUCACCGCCGCUAGACGCACACGCCAUGGUCCCUAACGGGGGGCUGCCCUCUGCCAACUCUCCCCCAGUCCACACCCUCCACACAGAGGCCUCCUCCCCGCUCCCUGCCUCGUACGCAGAGGCCUGGGCCAACCCCUUAGCAAAGUCUCCUGCUCCCCCUCGGGAUGCCUUGGCAGUGCAUGAGGCCACCAUGUCACCUCCAGUAGCACCAAACUAUCAGGCCAAGUUGCCAUCAGUACCAUCAGCCUAUGAGGCUAUGAUGUCACCACCAAUACAACCAGCCUGUCAGGCCAUGCUACCACCAGCCUCUCACAUCAACACAACGGUCAAUGCAGCCUUGCCCCCCAACCAGAGUCCAGUCCCAGGCCUAGUCCCAGCAGCAGCCAUGGAGCAGAGCAGAGCAGUCACAGAAAUCCCCGGAGCUCCCCGUCCCGUCAUGUCCAUCACAGACUUUCUCCCCAUGGAAGACGACUCCCGUGCAAACCUUUCAACCCCUGAGCCCUGCCCCACCCCAACCCAGGACAGACACUCUCUCCUGCCCCCCAAAGCCCCCUCUCCCCUGGAGUCAGAACCAGACUACUCUAUGGAGAGGUCGACCACACGCCUGGUGUCCAUGGAGGAGUUCCUCAGGCAGGAGAAGGACCCAGGCUUCAGCAGGCAGCCACAGGGUUAUGCUGUUGGCCUGGUGGAGCCUCCGUACGGUGCAACAGAGAACAGUAGGGGCUCGGACCUGUCUGAUAUCCUGGAGGAAGAGGAGGAGGACAUGUACUCAGACCCCCGUGGACCCACCCUGGCCCGAGGGUACACCACAGGAGCCGACAGGCCAGACCAGUGGGAGGUGCCGGACAGUGACGAAGAGAUUCUGGAGAGUAUCCUGAAGCUUCCUCCACAGGCCCAGGCUCAGGCCUACCACUACCAUCACGGUCAUCAUCACCUCAACAAGCACCUGUUCAGCAUCCCAGAGGUCACUGAUGAAGAGGACAACAGCGUGGACGAGGACUAUAAUCACCGGCGCCACCGAAGACAGUCCCAAGCCAGGCCCAGCCGCACACACCUCCACCCCGAUGACCCCCACUACCACAGAACCCAAGACCAACCCCAGCCCCACCACCACCACCACCACAGCAGCAGAGCUGAAGCCAAAGAGCCUUUACCCAGACAUAGUGGUGGUGCUGUUGUCAGGGCUCGGCCCCAGCACAGGGUCCACUACGCAGACACAGUAAACAGCAUCAGCUACCCUGAGGAGGGGGAGCUGGUCCUCGGGCCCAGUAAGGAGAUGUGGGUGCGUCAGGCCCCCCAGAAUGCCCACCACGGUGGGGGAAGGAACGGAGUGGGGACGGUUGCCCUGGUAGGCGGGCUAGGGGACAGGCUCAGAAGAGAAGCCUUGCUACGGAGUCAGAUGGCGGUCGCUGCGUUAACGUCCCAGGCCACCGGCCACGCACCAUGCUCCUACCUAGUCAGCAAGACCGUUCGGACGGUCAAGUCCCCUGUGGGCUCGGUAGCAGAGAUCGACAUUGAGUAUGGGACUGACGAGGAGGAUACAUUGACCUAUGACCGCGGGGAACGAGGGGAGGUGGUGGUGGAGCAGAUGAGUUCUGAGUGGUGGGUGGAGGGGUCACAGCCUGACCCCCUCACUCUGGCCCUGCGCCGGGGAAAACCUGCCCUCCAGGCCAUUGCAGCUGCUGCAGCAGAAUGGAGCAUGGAGCCUGCACGGCCUAUAGGAGACAACGAGUUGCGUAUCUUUGUGGCGCUGUUCCCCUACGACCCGGUUAACAUGUCCCCGAACCCUGAUGCCGCUGAGGAGGAACUGCCCUUCAGAGAGGGACAGAUCAUCAAGAUCUACGGAGAUAAAGACUCGGACGGGUUCUACCACGGCGAAUUGAACGGUCGUCAUGGUUACGUACCGUGUAACAUGGUGUCUGAGAUUCAGGUGGAGGAUGAGGAGACCAGAGAGACACUCCUGCAGCAGGGCUUCCUGUCUACCCACGCAAACAUGGAGAAGAUAGUUGAGUCUACUGCAAUGUGGGAGGAUAGCUUAGAAUCCUCCAGUCAAGAUCCCAGCCAGUCUGGUGUUGCCAUGGCGAACCCAGCAGGUCCCGUUCCUCGCAGGAUGAAGGCCAUCUUUGACUACGACCCUCGAGAGAGUUCUCCCAACGCUGACAUUGAGGCUGAGCUGACCUUCAGUGCCGGGGACGUCAUUUAUGUGUUUGGUGACAUGGACGAUGAUGGCUUCUUCUAUGGCGACCUGAACGGACACAAAGGCCUGGUCCCGUCUAACUUCCUGCAGGCUAUCCCAGAGACUCCUCGGAAAGCCCCACCACCUGACCCUCAGCCUCCGCCUCUAGCAGAGCCCAGGAGAGAAUUACAGGUGAGCCCGAGCACCUCCAUGGAGCAGACAACACCAGAGAAGGUUCCACAUUCACCCCUACAGACAGGGCUGACUGGCCCAGUCCACACACACCUCCAGCACCUAGACCUGAAUCCAUCCGCCGCAGCAGCCAUGAUAGACCCCUCCACGGACCCUGGCCCAGGCGCAUACUACCCCAACCCAGCCCCAAGACAAGCCGCCCCCAGAAUCAGCACCUCUCCACCCCACGUUCCACCAGAAAGCCCCUCACAAACAGACCAGACAGAUGCCUCCCCACCAGGCAAGAAAAAGAAAGGCUUCUUCUCCAAAGGGAAGAAGCUUUUCAAAAAGCUUGGAUCCAGCAAGAAGGAUUGAAACUUGAGACAUUUACCCCACCUUAUUGAAAGCACUUUUACAUGUUUGUUAUCAGUCUUCGUUGUCUUAGUCUAUGUUAAUUUAGUUGGAGUGUUCUGUAACUACAGAUACACUAACUUGUCCUUGGCCGAUAUUAUACAGCUAAAUAUACCGCUUCAAUGGGCUUUCUUGAUAAUACUACUAAACCAGCUAUCAAUAGAGAUCAAUAGUAGAGAUCAAUUUUUUUUAAGGCACUAACUCCACUAUGGUGCGUAGGACAAAGCCUAUGAGGAGAUUAUUGCUUUUAAAUACGUUUUUGUAGGGUUUUAGGAUAAAUGUCGAAAAUAGGAUCUGUGGUAAACACAGGCUUAGGAGAUCUUAUACGUUUUUUUUAUGAGAUCAUCUUCAUCAGCUAAUGUCACUUUUUGUGAACUUUCAAGCAUUUAUGUUAGGAAAAAAAGCACAUAAAGGCUUCAUAAUUCAUAAAGGUUAUGUUAACUGACUGCUAUUAUCUCAUAGAACAGAAAGUAUCAGAGAACAGAAAGAUCUCCUAAGCUUGUGUUAACCUCAGACAUUAUUUUCUGCAUUUAUUUAUCCCAAAACCCUGUUUUUUCCCCAUUAAUUUUCCCCAUAGGAAUGGUUGAACAAACAAAAGGUAACUAAUUUCCGUUUUUUUACGACUACAAGCUGGCGAGCUUUAUAUGGUGGAGCAUAUUUUGUCUGUAUCCGAAAUGGCACCCUAUUCCCUUCAUUGUGCACUACUUUGGGAAUAGGGUGCCAUUUCAAACACAGAGAUUGUCAUAUAUAAAAUGUGGCAGCAUCACUGACAGCAUGCUAAUGAGCAUGUUGAAGUAUUUAAACUCCUAACCUGUGCUGUGCUUACAGGCUGCCUCUAAAUACCCACCAAUUACCUAAUACGUGUUAACCAUUAGUAGUCCACUCCACUCUGUGAGGGUUUGUACCUGACGUUAAUCUGGAAGUAAUCUCUGGAAGGAUUGGAUUUGCUUUGAGUUGAUCAGAUACAAAUGCAGAGGUGAUGUUCAAAUGCUGCUCUAGACUCUAUCCGUGGUCCAACUCUGUCUGUGGUCCAACUCUGUCAGUUCAACUGAGGAUGGAAGAGAGCAUCUCUUUAUCUGUUGGCUGUUGUUUCUCAUCCCUGUCACUUUUCAGACCGAUCUGGAAUCUAUUCUACAUAGAUGUAUUUUAAACAUCAGUUUGGUCAGUGAGUCCCUCUCUGUCUCAUAUCAAAAGUAUUGAAACUAACUAGGAUUGUUUUUAACGCUAAUUGUACACUUUCACUCAUUAUGAGCUCACUACAGUAUAGCUGAAUGGAAGUUUAACAACAACUCCGUCCAUUCAUUACGAUUGACAACCAUAAAGUAAUUUAUUUUAGAUCUUUGUGUUGAAGUUGAGUAUGUUUGGUAAAUUGUGUUUUUAGUGUGAGGAAGGAUGGGUCUUAUGGCCUCCUGAAGUGUGUAGACAAAGCGAGACUGACGGUAGCGAGACUGAAACCUAUCUAUGCCUUUCUGUAUAAUGUUGGCGCACAGAACUCAUACUCGUGUGUGUGUGUGUGUGUGUGUGUGUGUGUGUGUGUGUGUGUGUGUGUGUGUGUGUGUGUGUGUGUGUGUGUGUGUGUGUGUGUGUGUGUGUGUGCGUGCAUGUCUGGGCGUGUAUGGGGUAAUUUCCUGUCACUGUACUGUCAUAGUAUAGUGUCUUAGUCCAGGGUCUGUCUUGAGUCUGUCCUUUUUCUUUCGGGUUAGAUGUUUAUUUUCCUCCAUUUUAGGAGUGUUGUAAGGACAAUGAACACUAAAACAUUUGGAAGUGUUCAUUUUAUUCUACCAUGGUUAACAACCCAACUCAUGCACUGUAGCUGCAUUGUUUGAUACAGCUGCUCCAUCCGGUAUAAUAUGCAGUAAUAGUUUUCUGAAGGUGUCAAAAUGACAGGCGAAGUUAGUAAAUGUAAUAAGUUGGUUUUAUGUGUUUGUUGUGUUGAAUACAGGGCUGGUGUUAAAUGUUAAUAAUUUCUCAGGUUCAACUAGUUUUAGUCACUCAGCUCUGCUCAGUUGAGCCACCUCGUCUCACUAAAAUGUGUCUGUUGAACCGCAGAGGGAGAUUCUUGCCAAAACAUUAGGUGCUUUAUCCGUUACUAUAACGAGGAGAUACCAAGCAUGAAACACCAGGGGUGAAAUAGCUCGAAAUAUACAGCAUAGAACAGAUGUAUGUUCUACCUAAUAACAGCCUAUGUGAGACAUGUAUGUUCUAUAGGCCACAGUUCUAUCUGCAACAUUCUGAACAUUGCUUGCGACCCGUUGGAUUAGCCCCAGCAGAGGGCGGAGUCUAAGCACACCUGACUCCAGACUUUAGAGGAGGAAAAUCUGGUUUCUUUGAUGUUAUGAAUGCUUUGUUUUAUUUAUUUAUUAUUUUAAUUGUAUAGUUCUAUCAGUGUUACAAAUUAAAAGGGACAAUAACGAAUAGCAGAAAAUGAGGAAACAUCGGUUGCGCCACUUUUGAGCUGGCCUUGAAUAAUCCUGGUAAGAAAGCAGAGAUAAGGUAUUAGUACUGUACUGUACGUGUCAGGUUGUACUUUAAAGUGGCUGAACAUUUACAGUGGAUAUUUGUAUUCCUUCACAGCCUUUAAUGGACCAAUGUUCCCCUACCUACCUGCUCUAAUCUGUAGUCAGAAAGCUAGUAGCAUUCAUUGUUAUUGCAAGCUUUAGGAGCGAACUACUACUGCCCAUGUCUGUCUCCACAUAGGCUACAUCUAUCCUGCUCUGCUAUCUAAAUAGGACCUUAACCCUUAGCAAGCAUUUUGAUAUAGUUGAUAUAAUAUUUAGCCUUACAAGACCUGUUUAGUCUUAAUAUGUUGUUUACACUACUUUAUUGAUUGCAUGCAUAAUAAUGAUGUUAUACCCAUAUUUGGCCUUAUUUAUUAUCGUCAUAUUUAUGUAUAGGUCUAACGUUACUUGGCAUUAUGUUUGCAAUUUUUUAGUCAUCUGAUUGAUUAUCGAUGCAGUGGAAGCCAAGUGUGGAGUAUUAUGGAGUUUCAGGAGUCUAUGUGUGUAUGUGUAUUAUAAUUUACAGCUAGCUGUAAGUUACUGUAAGUGAGGCACUAUGGGGCUUUGGACUAUAAGGUAUGAUCAUAUUUUCAUACAGAGAAUGGAACUUUUUUUUGUCUUUCCUGACCUGUAUGUAUGCUUUCUUUUGAAAACAAGGGGAAGAUUUACCUUUUGUAUCUUAAGGCUUGUAUUACCCAUUUUGGAAAAGCUCACCUGUAAAUAUGUUUUUGUUUUGAUUUUGUUAAUAUUGUUUUUCAGAUGUCUUUUUGCAUGUGGAGGCAGUGUUGUUGAUUGAGGAACAAUAACUCAGAAGUAGUGCACAGAGGACUUGUUGACUUGAAAUGGUGGCGAUUUCUUUCAAUAUGGAUCUUUUUACAGGAAUAAAGUAUAUU
Molecule: messenger RNA, 8248 nt
Organism: Salvelinus namaycush (lake trout)
Lineage: Eukaryota; Metazoa; Chordata; Actinopteri; Salmoniformes; Salmonidae
Product: peripheral-type benzodiazepine receptor-associated protein 1
Exons: 21
Coding region: 4-4821 (1605 amino acids)
Biological process (GO): neuromuscular synaptic transmission
Molecular function (GO): protein binding
Source: RefSeq, a predicted model, not a curated record